UCUUGUCGAAACGGUCAUAUUUGCCCUUUCGACGGCCAUUAGUUCUGAUAUACGGCUCCCUAGCCUCUGAACGGUGCGGUCAAUCGUACUUGACCUACAUCACUAAUACCUGUCACUGAAUAAUCGGUUCUGUUCUUCAAGUAAAGCAUCGAGAUGGCUUAUCUCUUCUACUUCCUUGCAUUCCUCGUUGUUAUUUGCGGCACUGCUCUUUAUCUCACUCGUUCGCGAUGGCUACCACUUCUUCCCGUCCCUGACUAUAUAUACGAUCGUCUACCAGCCAGUUUCACCGACGACAUAGCGGCGGGACUCACGUCGUCUGAAUUUGACCUCUCAACGAAUAUUGAGCAUGGGGAUCAACGGGCCGGAUUGGAUGCCUUCGGCAAGCGCGAAGUUCUGAAUAUCAUGAGACGCCAAAAGGUUGAUUUUAAUGAAGCUCGACGGAUUUAUACAGAGCAGCGGUUUGCCAAGAACAAUAUUGGCCCUGACGGCCGGCCCAGAGAUCCGAAAUUCGUAUCAUUUUCGUGAGAAGCUCUGUUACCUAUUCUUUUUCGUUUCCAUCUCUCUCGCGUUCAAGCUAUUUUUGCGCAGUCUUCAGGAUCCUAAUACUGCCCACUCAGUGAUUGUAUGUAUCUCCACUUCUAGCCGGUCAAUAAUAGCGCAUGCUAAUG
Aspergillus nidulans FGSC A4 is the source of this 668-nucleotide messenger RNA. RefSeq names its product DUF2015 domain-containing protein. NCBI's taxonomy places the organism in Eukaryota, Fungi, Ascomycota, Eurotiomycetes, Eurotiales, Aspergillaceae. The record is from RefSeq and is a predicted model, not a curated record. The transcript is spliced from 2 exons. The coding region runs from base 154 to 525 and encodes 123 amino acids.